Lindgomyces ingoldianus is the source of this 831-nucleotide messenger RNA. RefSeq lists its product as uncharacterized. The transcript is spliced from 2 exons. The coding region runs from base 65 to 583 and encodes 172 amino acids. The record is from RefSeq and is a predicted model, not a curated record. Lineage: Eukaryota; Fungi; Ascomycota; Dothideomycetes; Pleosporales; Lindgomycetaceae.
AACAUAAACUCAUUCACCUCAGUCGUGCCUGUCCAUUGAUUUUUAACCUCGUCAACCCCUAAGCAUGAGGCUAUUCUUCAGUUUAAUUUUGCACCUUAUCCCCCUCUGCUGGCAUAUCGCAAGCGUUCUUUCUGCGCAAUCGAAUUCGAUUGUCCAACAAACGGCCUACAACGAGCAACGCGGCUGUAUUAAAUCUUGUCUCUGGGGGUCCCCUCCGAACGGAGAUCUAUCUGUCCAACUUGGAUGCUCAUCACCCUGGGUGAAUGAAUGCUACUGUCGGGCUGACGCACCCCCUCGUGCAUCGAAAAUACUGUCCGCCUGCAUAUCGACCGCCUGCACCGACGUUGUGUCGCCCACGAUAGAUGUGAGCAGCGCCAUUAGUGUAUAUAAUGGAUAUUGCGCCAAGGCUAUGAGUUUCCCAGCUACAAAUGCUGCAGAGCCUACGGUACCGGGCGGCGGAAGUGUUACUACUGUCAUUUCGGUUGCCACAGUAACAGCAGCCAGCGGAAGCCAAUCAUCAAGUAAGUGUAAUUAUUUGGUGUACGGGGCUUUCGUUGUUCUUGUUAGGUUAAUAGGGUGUUGAAUGGCUUAAUCACGACUUGGAUGACGAUAUCCCUACCGCCCAUAACGAGCACCCCGGGGAGAAUAGUUACACUGCAGUCCACAGUCACCGCCGCACCAACUCUUACAGCCGAGAAGAAACAGGGAGGGGGGCUGAGCUCGUCGGACAAAAUCGCGCUUGGCGUCGGAAUUGGAAUAGGACUUCCAGCAACAAUUGCGGCAUUGGUCACGUGUUGUAUACAGAUCAAACGCAGUACUAUCAGAUAGCAC